AUGCUACCGGCGGAUAACGAGCUAACAGAAUUUGGGAAAUCAAUUAUGAAUUCGGCUGAAUAUCGUAGGAUUCUGAGAAACAAUGGACCAAUAGAUUCUGGUGGUAUGGCAGACGAACUAGGUGAAUCUGAUGGUUGUAUUGAUACGCAUUCGGAUCUUGCAGAACAAUCUGAGACAGUUUCGAGCGGUGCGGCGCACGAAGUAGUUGAAAUGAAUGAUUGUGUUAGGGCUGCGUCGAGCAGUUCAGAACAAUCCGUAGUAGAACGGAAAUUAGUGGAGCGAACACCAAGAAAACUCAUCAAGAUUAUUCAAUCCAUUUUACGUCGACGAUCAGUUAUGUUCAGCAAAAGUUAUUUAAACUCAUUGAACUUCGAUUCAGAAGAUAUUUCAAGCAGCAUCCAAUUGUUAAUUGAAUCCAAUAUUUUAUGUGUGAAGCCAAUGGUCACAAGCAACAAUCGAAAGUAUGAUGUUUACUUGAAGGUCAUCCCAUCAACGGAUAUUGUCGAAGAAAAGCGAUUUGAAGAAAAACUGUACAAUUUUGAAAUUGCUCUGGAAGAUUACUAUGACGGUUGUCGCGGUUUAAUGGUAACAGGAGCGUCAGUUCUAACGGAGGAAGCACGGAUCGAGUUGACAUCAGCACCCUAUGAUCGGUUCAAUAUUCCCAUUGGAAAGACAGACGUGAAGAACUGUGAAAUGCUACAAGGAAACGAGCAAAUAUCAGAGAAUUGUGAUCGUUCUUGCAGCGCAACUGGCACGAACAAUGAAGAAAAUUCGGCAGAUACGAUGAGUAAUACUGUGUACGGCUAUGGUUGUGCAGGUUGUGUUAUGUCAAUCGGUGAAGAUUGCGAAGAACAGAAAUUUAUACUACAAACAACAGACAGUGAUGACGAAGAACUGUUGUCAGUCGUGCUAGAAAUGGAAAAAGUGUUUUAUUCGAGUCAAGAUGAGAGCACACAAUCUCUAUCGCCAAGUAUCAGAGUGUUGCUGCAUUCGAAGAGUGAUGAUGAACAUUUGUUGCCUGUCAUGUUGGAAAUGGAAAAACUGUUUUCUUCGAACCAGCAAAAGGUCAAAGCAUGUGAAUCGGCAAGUAGUAGUACAGUAUUCGGUACGAACGAAACAGAAUUGUUGAGCUCUUCUGACAUCGCGGAGACGAAAAGUCAGAGUGGGACCAGAUUUCGGAACCUAGUUCAGCAGGU
This is a messenger RNA of Didymodactylos carnosus, 1196 nucleotides long. NCBI's taxonomy places the organism in Eukaryota, Metazoa, Rotifera, Eurotatoria, Philodinida, Philodinidae. The record is from the annotation of a GenBank genome assembly.